Molecule: messenger RNA, 2501 nt
Organism: Athene cunicularia (burrowing owl)
Lineage: Eukaryota; Metazoa; Chordata; Aves; Strigiformes; Strigidae
Gene: GSTCD
Product: glutathione S-transferase C-terminal domain containing
Exons: 12
Coding region: 111-1994 (627 amino acids)
Source: RefSeq, a predicted model, not a curated record
UACCUUUCACAGAACUGUACUUACAAUAUUGAAUCUGUCUCAAUUUAUAUGCUGUCAAGGUUUAUCCAAAUAAAAUAGCUUUUAGGAAGGAACUUCAACUCAGGAGGAAGAUGAAAGAUAGUGUUGCUGAAGAACAUUUAUAUUUGGGUUUUUCUCAUAAGUACAGAGAUAGUAUCUUUCCUCUUCAUACAUCUAUUUCACUGUUUUUGCUAUCCUACUGUGACUGCAAAUUAUUCAAAAUUUUCUUAGUGCCGACUGGUGAAGAUGUGGAUGAUCAGUUUGUGACGAAAAACCUCCUUGGCGAUCUUGAGGUCCAUUUAAUCUCCAGAUGCCAGCUUCCAGUGGUAGUGCAGAGCUGCUGUUUACCUGCUGUUGUUGUGAAAGAUGGCAAGUUCUGCCGAGCUGGGCUUUCUGUUGUCUUAAGGCAUAUAAUACAGAAAACGUAUGAGGCAGAUCCAUCUAAGAAGCAUGUUUUGGAACUCUUAGGCUUUAAGAAGACCUGCCUAAAAGCCUGUGCUGAAGUUAGCCAAUGGACCAGACUUUGUGAGAUCAGCAUACCUCUGGCUGUGGAAGGAUUUUUGAUGGCAUCUCCUGAGCACUGUCAGACUAUUCCUCCUGACAUUUUACAGCUUGAAAGGAAGCUUGGAGAACCUGUCCGAGUACAUAACGAUGACAAAAUUCGAAGGCAGAAACUUCAACAGCAGAAGGCAGGUGCCAAGGCUGCAGUGCCUGUACAUGGUAAAGAAGCAACAGAGGAAGGCAAAACAGUGGAAAUGCAUGAACAUCCACUCCCAAGUUUGGAACUGAGCAUAGCUUUCUCCAAACUACGUGCCCAGGAAGUAUCAGAUGCAGUCAACAGGGAGGCUGCUCAAAUCAGGAGAACAAAAACCUCUGACCUUCCACUUUUGGACCAUGUUUUUGCAGAAGGGCUUUAUUUUACCUUGGCAGAUAUAGUGCUUUUGCCAUGCAUCCACCAGUUCUUGGCUUCCAGCAAAAACCAAGGCAAAAAUCUGGUAAAUUUACCUCUGAUAUCCAGUUGGUAUCGAAGAGUUCAAGAUGUACCUGGAGUAAAGCAAGCUGCUGGCAAAUGCAAUAUGGUGCUUCUCCAGCUUCCAGAGUUGGCGUCUGCUCCAGAGGAACAGCUACAAGACUUCUCUUCAGUUCCAGAUGGAUUAGAAGAGGAGAAUGAAGACAGUCAUUUAAUAGGUGGUCCGAGGCCAACUAUGACGAAAUUAAUGGAAAAUGGUAUUGAAGCCAAGUUUUCUCCUCAUCCAUGCCCCAGCUGGACCCUAGACUGGACUAAUCUACCAUCUGCAGUCAAUCCUGGAGAAGGAAAGAUGUCUAGAGACCGGGCUCUGAGGAAGCAGCAGCAAUUGAAUAAUUUGGUAGCAGCGGUGACAAAGCUUGCUAAGCCUGGAGAUGUGAUUGUGGAUUUUUGCAGUGGAGGGGGCCAUGUUGGAAUUGUUCUUGCUCAUAUGAUGCCAUCAUGUCAGGUGGUGCUCAUAGAAAAUAAGGAGUUGUCUCUGAUCCGUGCUAAAGACAGAAGUGAUGAACUAGGUUUAAACAACAUUUGGUUCAUUCAAGCAAAUUUGGACUAUUUUCAUGGGACUUUUAACAUUGGGGUGGCUCUGCAUGCAUGUGGUGUGGCAACAGACAUGGUGAUUGAACACUGCAUCAAGUCUCGGGCAGCCUUUGUCAUUUCUCCUUGUUGUUACGGCUUCAUUCAAAACACAGUGAAGUUUAAAUAUCCACGAAGUCAUCAGUUCAAAGAAAUUUUGUCCUACAAGGAGCACAUGAUCCUUUGCAGAUUUGCAGAUCAGACAGCUGUUCAGCUUCCACCUGAACGCAGGCUAAUUGGAAAGCAUUGUAUGGGGCUUGUGGAUCUGGAUCGGGCAUGGGCUGCGGAAGAACGUAACUACUCUGUCCAAGUUAUAUCUAUGGAGCCAGAGAGUUGUUCUCCAAAGAACAAUAUGUUUGUAGGCAUCCCUACUUAGAAUGUGAAACUUGCAUUUGAUUUGAAGCUGAACAUAAAUCUUCAGUGCAUAAUGACAUCCAUGAGAUAGAAGCAUAGCUGGGAACUCAUCUUGAACCCAUUGUGCUUGGAAAAAGAAGCAGCACAAAAAGUCUUAGAAAGUAAACUGCAUGCAAAGCAUCAACAAAUUGUACUUGUGUCAUUAACUUUUGGUUCUCUUACUGAGAAGUUCCUGGAUCUAACAACUGUGUGUGGCAUAUAUCCAUCUGUAAAGGUUUAGAAAAAAGUUGGUCUCAUUGAUUUCCUUUUUAGUAAAACUGCCUUGGCUGCUUCAAAAUUGCAUUCAUGGUCAAAACUGUAUUUGUGUUCAUAAGCAGAGCAGUUGUCAGCCAAUAAUGCAGAUCACUCGAGGAAUAGAAAAGAUCAAAUUUAUGGUGUUAGUGAAGAAGGCUGUGUGACAGGCUUGAAUUCACUAAAGAAUUCUGUACUACUGUAGGAAGAUCAUUUUUAAUAAAAGUUCAUCAGAAUA